AUGAGGAGCAAGAUUCUGGUGAUCGGAGCGACAGGUUUAGCCGGAAAAGUCAUCGUGGAGGGAAGCGCAAAGUCUGACCAUGCCACUUUCGCAAUGGUUAGAGAAGCCUCUCUCUCCGAUCCCGUUAAGGCCAAACUCGUCGAGAGCUUCAAACAUCUUGGAGUUACCAUACUCUACGGAGAUUUAUAUGAAAAAGAGAGCUUAGUGAAUGCGAUCAAACACGUUGAUGUUGUGAUUUCGGCUGUUGGUCGACCCCAAAUUCUUGAUCAGAUCAAUAUCAUCGAUGCCAUCAAAGAAUCUGGAAAUGUUAAGAGAUUCUUACCGUCGGAAUUUGCCAACGACGUGGACCGCACGGUGGCCAUUGAGCCAAUGCUAUCGGAGUUCAUCAUGAAAGCUCAAAUAAGACGUGCCAUAGAAGCCGCAAAGAUACCUUAUACGUAUGCGGUCACAGGUUGCUUUGCUGGUUUAUUCGUUCCUUGUUUGGGCCAAUGCCACUUGCGACUCAAGUCUCCUCCUAGGGACAAAGUUUCAAUUUAUGACAAUGGCAAUGCCAAAGCCAUUAUCAACACCGAAGAAGAUAUUAUUGCAUAUACAUUGAAAGCUGUCGAUGAUCCGAGAACACUUAACAAGAUUCUGUACAUCCACCCGCCCAAAAACAUUGUAUCGCAGAACGAAAUGGUCGCCUUGUGGGAGAGAAAGAUUGGUAAGACUCUGGAGAAGACUUAUGUUUCAGAGGAACAAGUCCUCAAGAGCAUCCAAGAGGCUCAACCUCCAAUGGAUUUUUUGUUCGGUUUGAUCCAUACAAUACUUGUGAAGGGUGAAUUUACCUCCUUCGAUAUAGACCCUUCUGUUGGAGUUGAAGCUUCCGAGCUUUACCCCGAGGUCAAGUACACAAGCGUCGAUGAGUAUCUCAACCAGUUUGUCUAA
Messenger RNA from Arabis nemorensis, 927 nucleotides. The record is from the annotation of a GenBank genome assembly. NCBI's taxonomy places the organism in Eukaryota, Viridiplantae, Streptophyta, Magnoliopsida, Brassicales, Brassicaceae.